Molecule: messenger RNA, 1239 nt
Organism: Penicillium arizonense
Lineage: Eukaryota; Fungi; Ascomycota; Eurotiomycetes; Eurotiales; Aspergillaceae
Product: cytochrome P450
Exons: 8
Coding region: 1-1239 (412 amino acids)
Molecular function (GO): heme binding; oxidoreductase activity, acting on paired donors, with incorporation or reduction of molecular oxygen; monooxygenase activity
Source: RefSeq, a predicted model, not a curated record
AUGUGUACAAAUGCCGAUCACUCGUUAGCGGCCGAUAUCACAGAAGGUUCACCCGUCGUCCGAGUCGGACCUGACCAUGUUCACAUCAAAGACAUUGAUGCAUACGAAAAGUCUGUCCCCACAAAUGGUACUGUGCCUAGAUCUUUCCUGACCUUCACCAGAGUAUUUCGCAAUGGCACCAACUUCGAGAAGGACCAUGUGUUCUACACAUGUGCCGACAAUGAUGGCUCCAUCUUCUCUCUCAGUAAUCGGGAUGAGCACAGAGCGCGAAGAAAAGCCCUCAGUCCACGCUUUUCCAAAAAGGCAGCCGAGGCGGAUGCUCCUGCAAUUCUAAAUCAGAUUCGACUCUUGGAGGGAUUUAUAAUUCAACAUUCGAGCUUGGAAAAGAGCUGCAACGUCAGCGAUCUCUUCCGUGUAUUUGGAAUCAAUAUAGUGGCAAAGACUCUGCUAGGUGACUGCCAUGAUCUGGUUCAAUAUGAAGAGGCCAAGCCUGAGCUUCUUGAAACGGUAGACGGGCUCUCAGUCAUGCUUCCCAUAUUGAGAUUUUUCCCCUACAUGGGAACUAUAAGCAACAUUAUGCCAUCCUUUAUCGCAGAACAAUUAACCCCAGCCGGUGUGCUGAGCUUCAAGAAGACAUGCGAAGAUUACACACAAUCCAUGAUGGACAAACCCAUUCGCAGCGACGUUGAGUCCAGCCGCUCAUCAGUGAUGGAAAUCCUCAUGGCCCAUAGUCUAGAAACUACAGGAAAACUCCCGAAGCUGAAUUAUCUGACUGCAGAGGCUUUCACUUUCAUCGAUGCGGGUGUCGAUACCACAGGGCGAACGCUGGCGGCAGCAGUAUACUAUGUACUUCGAACCCCAAGCGUGGAGAAGAAGCUCCAAGAAGAGCUGGAUAGCUUGUCACUUUGGGGUUCUGAGAACACUGAAGACAUCGUGCGGAAUGUAGGAAAGUUACCUUACCUGAAUGCGGUCAUCAAAGAGGCGCAUCGUAUAUGGCCAUCUCUUCCUGGGCCAUUACCUCGCGUCGUUCCCUCGGAGGGGUUGCAAGUCGGGUCCUACUUCAUUCCACAGGGUACAAUUGUAUCCGCAACUCAUCAUUCUAUGCACUUUGAUGAGGACAUUUUCCCGGAACCGAAAACAUUUAAACCUGAGCGUUGGUUGCGCGAUGAUAGUACGGAGCUUAAUCGGUAUCUAACUCCCUACAGCCGUGGAAGUCGGGCUUGCAUCGGGAUUAAUUAA